This is a messenger RNA of Amoebophrya sp. A120, 931 nucleotides long. Lineage: Eukaryota; Dinophyceae; Syndiniales; Amoebophryaceae. The record is from the annotation of a GenBank genome assembly.
CGAUGUUAGAGCUAGAUGACAUCAGAAGAUGCAGCUUGAUUCACGGUGCCUUGAAGCAGGUCGAAGAAGAGUAUAAUUUGAUGCCCUGUAGAAGAAUCGUAGGUAUAUUCAGUUUAAUUAUUUCUGCGCGAAACAGAUCAAGACACAACUUUUACACAUUGUCACCAUUUUGCCAUCAAGCCUGAUGUGCGACAAAAUGGCAGCUUGGAUGACGUAUAACGAGCAUGUUCUCGAGCAGGCCUGGGAGCUCGCCGCCACCAAAUUGAGCGACUUGAUAGCGGGAUACGAAAGUGGAGUAGAUCGUGUUCGGGUCAAACGAUUGAUUGAACGCCAGGAGGACUUUCCGACGUUUUAUUCGAGGUUCCUGCAGGAAGUGGAGCAACGUCUCGUUGACAGCACAAUUAAAGCAAUGGAGGAUAGUUUGGGAGACGUGUUGCAAUUUCCCGACGAACUGAUUCUCAAGAUCAACGAAUUCCUACCUUUCACCACCCACCAUGAAUCCGCACAGUUGCUGGACCCGUGGAUCCCGCGAAUGCUACCGGUCAUUUUGCCUGCUCGUCUCAACUCAAUGCCAAAGGAAGUUCUGUACCAGUUUUGUGCUUCCAAGCUCGAGCACGAUCUGCAGCUGUGGCGGAAUUCGGAGAAGUUGAAAAUUGCACAGAAGGUUCAGGAAAAGGCCGCUGCGGGUGAGAAGAGACGUAGAAUCAAUAUCAACUAUCGGCGCCACGACCGCGUGCUUGACGAAGCGUGCGACCUUCAACUGCGACCGUGUCCAUCUAUUCCGCAGUGGCUACGGGAAUUCGACCUGUCCAGGAAGCAAGCGGGUGCCGAAGUGGGAGAAAUCAUGGAUGUGUUUGUUGCCGCGGGCUACAAAGUUGAUCAGAGGGCACCGGGACAGUCGCAUCUUUGUGACAUCCAGCUGUCGUGGUAA